Aspergillus melleus is the source of this 441-nucleotide messenger RNA. RefSeq lists its product as uncharacterized. The record is from RefSeq and is a predicted model, not a curated record. The transcript has a single exon. NCBI's taxonomy places the organism in Eukaryota, Fungi, Ascomycota, Eurotiomycetes, Eurotiales, Aspergillaceae. The coding region runs from base 1 to 441 and encodes 146 amino acids.
AUGCCAGAGGAUCGGUGGGUCAAGCUGCCGUUCCAGCGUGGAGUACCGUACCACGGAUCCGCCACCGCACUCGCCGCAACGAGGCGCCUUCGGGAGGUUAUUGCCCAUGACUUACCGUGGGAGGAUCGAAUUGCGGUAUCGAUGUAUGAGCAGGCCGGGGAAUUUAUCAAGAGCUGGGAAGAACUGAAGGAUAUGCAAAUUAGAUUGAGGUCGAGAGGCAAGAACUUGUCACGGGUCGACCAACGAAACAUGGGUUUUUACCACUGGUCGGCCGAGCGAAUCCUCCUCAUGGCAAUUGACUGGGUUUUGGAAAAGGAGGAGCACGAUAACCGUGUAAAAGACGCGAUUAAUAGGGAGCAGGCUCGGAUUCGAAGACAACGAGGCGCUCAGCCUCACCAGCUGGGGCCUAUACUAGUGAAUCGCGGAGCACAGCCGGAAUGA